This is a messenger RNA of Mycosarcoma maydis (corn smut), 366 nucleotides long. RefSeq lists its product as uncharacterized. The coding region runs from base 1 to 366 and encodes 121 amino acids. The transcript is spliced from 3 exons. The record is from RefSeq and is a predicted model, not a curated record. Lineage: Eukaryota; Fungi; Basidiomycota; Ustilaginomycetes; Ustilaginales.
AUGUUCCGUCACGCUUCAAGGUUCAGGUUCAAUGUAAGGCCAAUGAGCCGAAGUGACCCCCUCUACGAGCAGACGCGGGCCAAGAAGACAGGAAUGAAACCUCAAGGAAACUUUGAUCAUCGUCCACUCUCAAGCGGUGUGGAAGCAAGGCUGGCAAGCAUCCUUGCUGUUGUUCCUGAAGAGGCUGGAUUACAUGGAACAAAUCGGCUUGACACACGAGAUCAAAUCGCAAGCUACGGUCCCCGCAAGACAGCUCCUGAAAUUGUCAAAGUGCUUAGCGUGAUGUAUCUGGAUGUGGCCUCCAUUCACACGCGGGAUCCACGCUUGUCGACAUGCAUAUCUUUACGCAAGGGGACACACAUCUGA